Lepus europaeus (European hare) is the source of this 1004-nucleotide messenger RNA. It is a transcript of the gene SLC25A45, whose product is annotated as solute carrier family 25 member 45. NCBI's taxonomy places the organism in Eukaryota, Metazoa, Chordata, Mammalia, Lagomorpha, Leporidae. The coding region runs from base 138 to 1004 and encodes 288 amino acids. Gene Ontology annotation, molecular function: transmembrane transporter activity. Gene Ontology annotation, biological process: transmembrane transport. Gene Ontology annotation, cellular component: mitochondrion. The transcript has 6 exons. The record is from RefSeq and is a predicted model, not a curated record.
UCUCGCGCCCUCCAGCCACGGUUAAAUAUUAGUUGGGAGUUAUCAGUGCAGACUCUGGGGAGGAAGGGGAGGAGAGGGCGGCAUGAGACGUUCCCAUCUCCUCUGCAGAGCCGCCAGUUCCCGCACCGGCCCCGACCAUGCCCGUGGAGGAGUUUGUGGCCGGCUGGAUCUCUGGGGCUCUAGGCCUGGUCCUGGGACACCCCUUUGACACGGUAAAGGUGCGGCUGCAGACACAGAACAGGUACCGGGGCAUCGUGGACUGCUCCAUCAAGAUCCUCCGCCACGAGUCGGUCCUGGGCUUCUUCAAGGGCAUGAGCUUCCCCCUCGCGAGUGUGGCCCUGGUCAACUCCGUGCUGUUCGGCGUCUACAGCAACACACUGCUGGCCCUCACGGCCACGUCGCACGAGCAGCGGCGCGCCCAGCCGCCCAGCUACACCCACGUCUUCAUCGCGGGCUGCACCGGGGGCGUCCUGCAGGCCUACUGCCUGGCCCCUUUUGACCUCAUCAAAGUCCGCCUGCAAAACCAGACGGAGCCGAGAGCGAAGGCAGGGAGCCCCCCGCCGCGGUACCGGGGGCCCCUGCACUGCGCGGCCACCGUCUUCCGGGAGGAGGGGCCCCGGGGGCUGCUGCGGGGGUCCUGGGCGCUGGCGCUGAGAGACACGCCCACGCUCGGGAUGUACUUCGUCACCUACGAGUGGAUCUGCCGCCACUACACGCCGGAAGGCCAGACUCCCAGCUCGGCCACGGUGCUGGUGGCCGGGGGCUUCGCGGGCAUCGCCUCCUGGGUGACGGCCACGCCCUUCGACGUGCUCAAGGCGCGGAUGCAGAUGGACGGGGUGCAGCAGCGGGCCUACCGGGGCACGCUGGACUGCGCGCUGACCAGCUUGCGGCGGGAGGGCCCGGGGGUCUUCUUCCGGGGGCUCACCCUCAACAGCGCCCGCGCCUUUCCCGUCAACGCCGUCACCUUCCUCAGCUACGAGUACCUGCUCCAAGCCUGGAGAUGA